This is a messenger RNA of Bolinopsis microptera, 1737 nucleotides long. RefSeq lists its product as uncharacterized. Gene Ontology annotation, molecular function: protein binding. The transcript is spliced from 3 exons. The record is from RefSeq and is a predicted model, not a curated record. NCBI's taxonomy places the organism in Eukaryota, Metazoa, Ctenophora, Tentaculata, Lobata, Bolinopsidae. Bases 6 to 1073 code for a protein of 355 amino acids.
AAGCUAUGGCUCCAAGAAUAAAAGUACCUGCCAACUUUGGUGUAGAACAUAUCAACUCUCCUGUACACAGAAAUCUGCUUCUUAAGCUGAGAGAUGGACAAGAGAUCAGAACUAAUUCCAUGAUCAUGUCCUAUAACAGUCCUGUUAUUGACAAGCUGACCACCAACCUGUUUCAGUCGUCUAUUGAGGUGGAUGAUUUCGCAAAUCCAGCAGUCGACUGUUUUGUUGAAGCGAUGUACUCUGGUGAAGUUGAUAAACUAGAAAAAGACAUCUUUGAAGAUGUAAACAAAAUGGCACAUGUAUUCGAUGUGUCCUGGUUGACUAAGAGGUGCCUGAAGUUUUACAAAGCAGAAGUACUGAAGUUUGAGAACAACUCGUACGAAGAAAUGUUAUUUGCUUGUGAGAUUGCUAGCAGGGCUCAUUAUAAUUUGAAAGACAGCAAAUAUGUCAGCUGCUUUGUGAAAAAUAUUACUUUCGGCGAAAAUGGAAGAUUUAUCUUCUUACAGAGAUAUAUGGCUGGUUUUUCUGAGCUACCCAAACGUCGGAUUGACAUGUCCCUCGCUAUUGCUGCUAAUGAUUUGAACAUCAUUAGCAAUUGUCUUAUAACUUACGUUUCCUUAACCCUGAAAUGCAAAGGAUUGGAUGAGAAUUCUCUGUACAUUUUACAGAAGCUGGAUGUUCAGAAGUUCAGCCGUACUUUUCCCUCUUAUUUGAAUGAUUUAACCAACUUCCUUGCUGCUGUAUCUGAAGAUUCUGAAUGUGCUGAACUUAAAGCAGUUGUAGAGAAGUUUGUUAAAGGGGGGAAUACUGAAGAGUCAAGUAGCUCUAAAGAAGAGCUAGAAGUUGAUGAAAAUACUGAAGAUGUACAAGACAGUGAUGAUGAAGAUUGUAAAGAUGUUGCUAAUCAAACUGAGGAAGUAGAAUCAGGUUGGAUACAGUGUGGUAGUUACACAAGUUACACAAGCUACACUCUGUCACACUACGAACCAGUACAGAUGAUAACUAACACUACACUGUCAGUGAACAUUAUUGAAGUGUAUUAUACUCUAUCUGGAGAAGGUGGGAGUAGUUGAGGAAUAUAUUCAGAUUUAUAGAGAUGUUAAAACCAAUCAGUGGAGUUAUGUUAUUGAGGGAUGUACUCCAAACAAUUACAAUACACAGUUUCUAAACAAUGUACCAGCUGAUAAACUCAAACACUGGAUAAUAACCAAAACUUCUACACACCUAAAGGUAGUGUGUAACAGAGUGACAGUUCUCAAUUUCAACUUUGCUACUGACUACAAACCAGGUUCUGAGAAUAGUCACCAGGUUUGGUUGAAAAGGUGCACAAAAAUACGACUUAUUGAUUAUUAUGAUGACUUACUUGUUUUGAAUACAGGCGGUUAAUUUAUGUAAAUUAGACAGAUAUGACCUCUAAACUAUAAUUAGUGGAAAUACUUUCCGAACUAUUCAAGUGUUAUCUUAUUUACCAACUGAACAGUGUAUACACAGUGUACUUGUAAUAUACACAUAAUUCGGUUGUGAACUAAUCAACUGUGGUCAGUUUUAUGUGAUUUAUCUCAAUGUGCUUUUUGUUCUUAACGACGAGAUUAAUUAAUGUUAUAACUUUUUUAAAGCAAUAUUUCAAUAUUUCAACUGAAAAAAGCUGGCAGUUACUUUGAUAUUAAGUAUUGUUAUGGCAUGUUAAAGAUUAUUUUUAUUGUUUUGAUUUUAUUCUUCCUCACGACUUUUUGAAUG